This is a messenger RNA of Colossoma macropomum (tambaqui), 404 nucleotides long. Its product is annotated as somatostatin-like. Lineage: Eukaryota; Metazoa; Chordata; Actinopteri; Characiformes; Serrasalmidae. The coding region runs from base 57 to 404 and encodes 115 amino acids. The record is from RefSeq and is a predicted model, not a curated record. The transcript is spliced from 2 exons. Gene Ontology annotation, cellular component: extracellular region. Gene Ontology annotation, molecular function: hormone activity.
AACACUUACAGUCCCUUCUUUAGGCAGAACCUGUAGUGCAGCAGAAGACGGGAAUAAUGCUGUUCCACUGCGCCUUCCUGCUCGUGUGCCUGGCACUGACAGUCGACUGUACGCUGAUAGAGUCUUCACGUCUGCUGCUGAAUCCAGAUGUGGACGCAGUGCGCAUCGCUUCUGACCACGAACAAGCACCUGACGGCUACAUUUUUCCAGAUUUUGUCAUAUGGCGCAUAGCCUUAAAACAAAACAAACUGGAGAGCGCCACACCCUUCAGAGAACAUUCAUCAGACGAGAGGGACGUCAUGAAGCGACAAGAGGAGGCCGCAACUUUCAACACCAAAACGGAGGAGAAAAAGCGCAAACCUGGGUGUAGAAAUUACUACUGGAAAUCAUGGACAGCUUGCUGA